UUCGAGACGAUCUUGAUCCGUGAUUAAAUACCAAACGUCCUGCCCCUCUCGAAACGUCUUACCUCUAGUCUCACUCAUCAACUUAAGCCGCCAGCUCUCCGGAAACCGACUUCGUCGUCGCAGAGUCAUCUCUUUCUUCGUUUCGCGCCCGUAGCAGUAUUGUCGCCCUUACAUCUUUCUCUUUUUCAUUUUCGACAGCUACUUGGGAUUCUUCUUCAUAUCUUAUAAUCAGUAAAUAAAGAAAAGAAAAAUGGCUUCCCAGCAAGUUUUCACCGACCGCGACCUCGAGAAGCAUAGCUCCUCGAGCAUCGCCCCUGUCCAGGCUCACGGUCAUGGCAAGUCAAAGCUCGCCAGUGCCAACCCUUUGGGUCUCCUUGCCUUCGGCCAAGCUCUGUACUUCCUUUCCCUUUUCGAGUUCGCUCCCCGUGGCGUCACAACCACCAACAUCGUCGUUGGUAACAUGAUUUGGAUGGGUGGUAUCGCUCAGUUCAUCGCUGGUGUCAUUGACUUCUGCGCUGGCAACGCUUUUGGUGCUACUGUCUUCUGUGCUUACGGUGCUUUCAACUUGGCCUACUCUACCAUCUUCAUCCCCGGCUCCGGUAUUCUUGCUGCCUACAGUGACUCGAACGGCAUUCCUCGUGAAGACUUUUCGCAAGCUGUCGCCCUCUUUGUCUGGUCAUGGUUCAUUAUCACUGUCAUCUUCACGAUCGGUGCUUGCCAGGCCAACUGGGUCUUGUUUGGCCUGCUUUGCACUGCUGAUAUCACCCUCAUCCUACUUGCUGCCGGACACAUGACUCUCAAGGAGGAGCUCCUCAAGGCUUCCGGUGUCUUCGGUCUUAUCGCUGCUGCUAUUUCCUUCUACGCUGCUGCCGCGUACCUAUACGUCGACGGUGUCACACCUUUCACGCUACCUCUCUUCCCCAUUCGCAAGGACCGCAUUGUCUAAGCUGGGAUGGUGUUUACACUAGAUCAGACGCAAUUCUGAUGAAAUGAGAUACCCUAGGACUGCUACCUGUUCCAUUACUCACUCACAAUUUUCGCGAGCGGAGGAUGCCGUAUUUUUUCUGCAUCUGAGAUGAUCUUGUAGACUGUAUAUAGACGGCUUGGAGGGCUAGCGACAAGAGCAUUGAUUAUUAUAUAUAACUCGUGGUACCAGAGACCACAAUCCAGCAUUAUUAUUAACUUUUGUAAACAAAACUGUCUACUUGUUUUCGCUUGUUCUAUGUAAUUUACUUUGAAUUUACUUUAAUAUUCGUGCUACACAUGACUCCUGGAACAGGUUAUGAAUGGGUAGCUUCUCUGCAACCCUCUGC
Molecule: messenger RNA, 1313 nt
Organism: Xylaria bambusicola
Lineage: Eukaryota; Fungi; Ascomycota; Sordariomycetes; Xylariales; Xylariaceae
Product: GPR1/FUN34/yaaH family-domain-containing protein
Exons: 3
Coding region: 251-946 (231 amino acids)
Cellular component (GO): plasma membrane
Molecular function (GO): acetate transmembrane transporter activity
Source: RefSeq, a predicted model, not a curated record